AUUCAAUAAAUUUACCACCGUAAAGUAAUAAAUAACACGAGAGAUAAUGUUGCGGGCGGUUUAAAGAUUUUUAAAGGUGACAGUCAGAAUGGCAAUGCUAUCGCUGUUAAUCGUCGUUCUCAUCUGCAAUAUUUCCGAAGCUGCUUACUACUGCAACGUAGCAGAUCCCUGUGCACAUGCCAAUGCAUCUACAUUCUUUGAACCUUACGCAAGGUUUGAAAUUUGUCAGUAUGACUCCAAAUACGGGCUAUGCGAUCGUUAUAUUACCCCAGACUGGUACCGAGUGGAGGACGCCAUGUUGACGGAAUGUCCAAAUCUUCUGAGCUGUGGCGCGCUCUAUCCUGUUUGGUUGAAUGGAUCUUUACCGACCGAAGCUGAGGGUAUUGUAGAUGCAAAGGUAUGUAAAGUUGGUUUUGCUGACUGUUGUUCAAGAAACUAUGACGUCAAAAUAAGAAACUGUGGAUCCUUCUAUGCCUAUUGUCUGGGGGCUCUUGAUUCAUGCUCAGAAAGAUACUGUUUCGGAGAACAAGGGUCUUGUGAAGUUCCAACAACAACUCCCACAAUGACGACCACUGCCUCACCAACAACCUAUUCUGAAGAAGAUGAUGAUCAUAGACAUAUCAAUCUAGAGAUUAGGCUGGGCGCCAUAUUUGGAGUGUUGGUAUUGAUAUUUGUUACAAUGUGUAUCAUCUAUAGAAAGGAUAUCACCUGUAUGAAAUGUUGUAGGAGGGGUAAUAAAUUAGGAUCGACAGAGGAUUUCACGAGAAAAGGAGGUUUUGAAAAACAGGAUAUACAAAACUCAGCUCACUCGCGGGAAAACGCACGCUGCUGGAGCCCCCCUCCGCCUUAUUCCCAUUAGCCAUGGACACAGACAAGAAAGACCUGUAACAUUUACAACCUAAUAAAAUAUUUAUGUGUUGCUUUCCCUUCUAUUUCAUUAAAAGCGUGUGAUUUGUACAUCUACAAAACCUUAUGUCUUUUUUGUUCUGUUUCAGUAAAAUUAUGUGAUUUGUAGAUUGGAAAAAAAAAUGAAAUCAAGAAAUCACGUUUUCGCACGGUGUUUUAUUUAGAAUGUUUCUUCGCAUGGGAGUGCAUUGGUGCGAUUGGAAAUAUCUAAUUAGGAAACAUAAAUUUCUUAUAAAUGCAUAUCAACUAGUUUGUGUGCACUCGUCCUAUCAUAUUAAAUAUUCGUAUAAACGUUUCUUUAUGACUUCUUAAUCUACUUUGAUUAUUGGGUACUAGCGUAUAUACGCCAUCAUGAUUAAAUAUACGUUAUGUGUAACUAUAGAUAUGUUCCAACCUUCUGAUUAUAGUAAUAAAACCG
Messenger RNA from Ostrea edulis (European flat oyster), 1324 nucleotides. Its product is annotated as oncoprotein-induced transcript 3 protein-like. The transcript has 8 exons. Lineage: Eukaryota; Metazoa; Mollusca; Bivalvia; Ostreida; Ostreidae. The record is from RefSeq and is a predicted model, not a curated record. The coding region runs from base 89 to 859 and encodes 256 amino acids.